Molecule: messenger RNA, 657 nt
Organism: Vicia faba (fava bean)
Lineage: Eukaryota; Viridiplantae; Streptophyta; Magnoliopsida; Fabales; Fabaceae
Source: the annotation of a GenBank genome assembly
AUGGUGAAGAAAAUGAAGCUUCUCUCUUUUUUCAAAAACAAAGAUAAAAAAUCAUCUUCACCAAGGGCUUGUCUACAAUGUAGCUACAAACCAAAAACCCUAUCUUUCAGAGAAAACCAACAUAUUCCAGAAACUUCUGAAUGCAUAGCACCAGAAUUUUCUUCUGAGGAUUUUAGUAGUAUUUCAGUUGAAACUAUGAAUAUUGAUGGUUUAAGUCCGGGUCGAUUUUUCUUCGAUCGGGACGAAACAAGAUCAAUAUUUAAGGCGAAAGAAAACAUUAAUGCAUGUGAUGGAUUAAUAACUAGGGCUAGCAGGAAUGAUGAUAAUAAUAAUAAUGAAAGUUUGUCAUUACCAUUUGAAAACACGGUUGAGUUAGCGAUGGAUUCGCAAAACCCUAUAGAAGAUUUCAAAGAAUCUGUUGUGGAGAUGGUGGAGGCUCAUGGUGUUAACGAUUGGGAAAGCUUGGAGAAGCUUUUGAGUUGGUAUUUGGAAGUUAAUGAGGAAAGAAAUCAUGAGUUUGUUAUCGAUGCUUUUUUUGAUUUAUUUGUUAAUAAUCAUGAUUCAUCUGAUUCUUCAUCUUUCUCGAUUCAUAGUUCUUCUUCUUUUGAUUCUUCUUGGAGCACAGCUCGUGUUUCAUGUUAUAGUUCACCUUUGUAA